Messenger RNA from Polyodon spathula (Mississippi paddlefish), 3686 nucleotides. It is a transcript of the gene mdh1b, whose product is annotated as malate dehydrogenase 1B, NAD (soluble). Gene Ontology annotation, molecular function: L-malate dehydrogenase (NAD+) activity. Gene Ontology annotation, biological process: malate metabolic process; oxaloacetate metabolic process; tricarboxylic acid cycle. The record is from RefSeq and is a predicted model, not a curated record. The coding region runs from base 288 to 1670 and encodes 460 amino acids. The transcript has 10 exons. Lineage: Eukaryota; Metazoa; Chordata; Actinopteri; Acipenseriformes; Polyodontidae.
UUCAUGGUGAUUUAAAGCAACUGCAUAAAGAGUUAUCAAUUCAGCACGGACUGCCUAAAAGAAUAAAGAAAAGCUAUGUUACUGAAUCCCAGUGAACCUUUGCUGCGAUUAUCCUGGUAAAUAUAUUCCUAUUCCACAACAACAGCUCAGCAACUGCUAAACGAGAGCGCCACAGUUACAUUUGUUAUUGGUCAUUAUUGUUUCUAUCCGGACUGAAAAUCCUGUAACUCCAGCGUUUUGUAACUCCUGUUACUAAGCAACCGACUGAAACAUCGGACGGAAGAAACAUGGCUAAGUUCGUGCUGGCUGGCAAGGCAGACUGUCCUUACUUUGCAAAAGCUGAACUACUUGCAGACCAACUUCACAAAAACCUUCCCAGCUUUACAGUCCAUAAAAUCGUUCAACAUCCAGAUGACUGGGAGCAAUGGCUGCAAACAAUUUGUGAUACUAAUGGCUGGAAGCAUAACCGGUCCCCUAUUGUGUGGAGGGAAAUGAUUGACAGAGGUGGGAAAGGAUUAUUGUUGGGUGGUUUCAAUGAAUUCAUGGAGCAUGCACAGAUUUAUUAUGGGAUUACCUCAGAUAUAAUGGCUGACCUGAUGAUGACGAUUUCAGCGGAGAACCUGCAGACCAAGAUAGAUCUUAUGGAGGAGGAGACUUACUAUAAAGGGCUGAUUAAACCACUGCACAUUUGGAUCACCAGUGCGCUGAGCCCUGUCUGUUAUAACUUGAUCCCUUUGCUGUGCAAUGGAGAAAUAUUUGGUGAAAGUACCUUCAUCAGUCUACAUCUUCUGAACAUCAAGGGUGCUGUAGAGGAACUCAGUGCUCUGAAGAUGGAAUCAGAAGACCUGUCCUUACCCCUGCUUCAUGAAGUCACUGUCCACACAGAUCUAAGUGAUGCCUUCAUGAAUGCUGGUGUUAUCGUUGUGCUUGAUGAAGUCAAACAGGAAGAGUUAUCUAACACUUGUAAAGAAUAUGGGCUCCUGAUUGACAGCAAUGCACACUCGAAUGUACGGGUUGUGGUGGCUGGGAAUUCAUACGUGAAUUUAAAAUGUUACAUGAUAAUGCAAAGUGCACCCUCUAUUGCAACAUGCAAUUUUGUUGCUGUUGCAACACACCUGGAAAAUAUAGCAAGAUCCCAGCUUGCUAAGAAGCUAAAUGUAACUACUUCAGAAGUAAAAUAUGUUUUAAUGUGGGGUAAUAUUGGUGGAAGCAUAUACAUUGAUCUGCACCGAGCAAAGGUCUACAACUAUGACGGUGCUAUCUGUGGGCCACCACAUUUCUCACAGCCUGUACCGGAGAUGGUGUAUGACACUAAAUGGCUGGAAACUGAGUUCUUAACCACAGUCAAUAAACAUCAAUGGACUGUCAGAAAAAAGCUUCAGCACUCAUUGGGUAUAUCCGAAGCCCAUGGAAUAUGUACUGUCUUACAGAGAUGGUAUCAUGGCUCUCCCCCUGAUGAGAUAAUGUCACUUGGAGUCCUCAGUGAAGGACAGUAUGGAAUUCCACAGGAUAUUGUCUUCUCCAUGCCUGUCACAUUUCAUAAUGGGAACUGGAAGGUAGUUUCAGAUAUUAAACACAGUGAUGAUGUGAACGAGAAGCUGCAGUUAAUUGCAAAGGAGAUAACAGGGGAGAAAGUGUUUGCACUGAAAAACACUACAGUUGCUUCUUGAAGUCACUGAGAAGAUGUUAAGGCAUUGUGUAAUUGUAUUGGAUUUACAUAGACUAUAACAAAGAUAUUAAUAAAAAUGUAAAUAAAAAUGUUGAUGUGAAAUAAAUAUCCAUGAUACAAAUAGUGAAGCAAUUUUGAAACUGUCCCUGUUUGAGGGCAUUGCAGCUCUUGUUUACACUGAGGGGUCGGUGAUGUGAUGAGAAACAGGACAAACACAGGCCAGUCUCUAACUACUGAGGUCAAUUUGUGACAUAAUGGUGUCCAUGUUCAUGAAACUUUCCUUUGGUGUACCAUGUGUUGUAUUGUGGUUUUCAUAAUUUAGGUGCACAAAGGUUACAAUGGUACAUCUGAAAUCUAGACAGUGUGGUAUUUUUGUUGUAGGGAAAUCUGACCAGGUAAAGCAGUACACAUUAUAACAAGAGGUACUGUGUUAUUGCAAUGAAGUCUUGCACUGUUGUUGAUGCAAAGCUACAGAUGUGACUUACAUCAUAGAAUGGUCUUAACCUCCAAAAUCAAGAGAUUUAAAAAAAUAAUAAAAUGACUGGUAAGAGUGAACAAGAUGUCCCUUUUCAACCAAAGGUCUGUACAUGAAAUUGCCAUUUGCAAACCGCAUUAUCUGUUCAUGUUACAUAACUAGUAACAAACAACAGGCAUAAUUUUGAGUCCUUAAAUAAUCUUAUUAUUUGUGUUAAUUGUUUUGCAGGUUAAAUAUUUGUAGCAUUUUGGUGUAAAAAGCUUGAUAAAUACGGCCCAUGCUGUAGAUAUUUUUUCAAUGUAUUGAUGAAUGUUAUUAGAUUUGAUUUCAAAUGGUGCUACUAGGGCCCCUCCCCCUAAUCGCUUACUUUAACGUCUCUCUUUGUCUGUUUAUAUAUCCAGUAUCUAUCUAGUUUUCUUCCUCUGCCUCCUAUCCACCUUCUGUACUGUAUACAUUACAGCAGAAAAGGUGUUCAAUCAGAACAGAAGACAUCUACCUCAAAAAAGUAUGUGUACAAUUUUAAAAUGUUCACAAGGUAGGCAUCUGUCAGGAAGUGCAAGGGUUAAGUCAUGACUUGGUGCAGAAUUACAGAAAUGAUCUUCAGUACUGUAUAUUAUUUAUUUAUUUUUUCAUUUAAAUACAUCCUAGCACGUUGUCAAUAACUUGGUUAAAGCUUUAUAACAAGUAUUUGUAAUUCAGAUGAGAUUACAUAUAUGAUGAAUACAGUAUAUGAUUUCUUGUCACACGAAGUACAGGAAGUAAAAAUACCUUUUUGAUUCUUCUCUUAUGUAUACCGCCUUUUUAGCCCUAACCUUAUUUCAAAAUCAACAUGCAUCACUUACAGUAGAUAUGGAUCCAAAAACACAAAACUUGGAAAUUAAUAAACAAGCAAAAUAAAGAAAGGAAAAAAAAAUUGCUCCAAGAACACAAAUAUUCGAUUGUUUUACAAAAGUGAAAACUAGCUCUAUUUCUGUCUGAACAGAGCAUCAAAUUGUUACCAUAGCAACAGACAUCAGGAUGGACUGGUGCACUUUCUUUCUUUCUUCAGUCAGUGAAGGUAUAGCUCAGCCAGACUGUUUGAUUUGUAUUUUUGUAUGAACCUUUUAUUUGGCUCUGUGCCUAUUUUAUUUUGUGUUUUUGUUUUAUUUUUGUUUAAAAAACCUGCACUUAAAACCUGCAGUUACUGUCUCAGAGUCUCUAUCCACCCAACCAUCCUUUCACAAUGACAUAUACCCUGAAUGUUCUAAAUGUGAAAUGGCUGCUAAGUAUGGGGGUGGUGGGAGCUUCAAAGCGUAACAGUGCUUCUUCUGGUGGCAAAUCAUCUAAAGGAUAACAUUAGGAGGGCUGUAGAAAUGUUGUUGUGUUAUUUUUUGUAUUCAGGGUCUUUGGAGUAUAAAACUCUGGAAUUCUUCAAACUUGUGAAGUUCGCUCUGAGGUCUUGUCCCAGUAUCGUUGCUUCUAAUGUUAAAGCUUGGCCUGUUUCCAGAAGAUGUACGUCAAUAACUGUUUUAUGCAUUAUCUAAACUGGUUGCUAAACCCUCA